Cololabis saira (Pacific saury) is the source of this 1519-nucleotide messenger RNA. RefSeq names its product IGF-like family receptor 1 (gene igflr1). Gene Ontology annotation, molecular function: protein binding. The record is from RefSeq and is a predicted model, not a curated record. The coding region runs from base 117 to 1043 and encodes 308 amino acids. The transcript is spliced from 8 exons. Lineage: Eukaryota; Metazoa; Chordata; Actinopteri; Beloniformes; Belonidae.
UGGUGUAGUCAGGGCAGUGGAUACAACACUCUGUUUUAUCCACUGCUCUGGGUGUAGUUAAAGACAGAUGGUCUGCUUAAAGAAGGAGAGGUUUCUGCCGAGACAUUUUUCUGAAGAUGAGUCUCCACUCGUCCAGAUGCCUUGACCCGGCAACCUACUGGCGGGACGGGUGGUGUGCUCCGUGUGGAUUAAAGCCAGGUCAUGAGGUGUCACCUAACUGUGGCUUCGAUGAUGACGGUGGACUCCACGAACGGUCACUAAAGCCGUGCAAACCGCGCACUUACAACGACGGUACAAAGCCGUCCUGCUCUGCCUGCUCGUCGUGCCGCGUUGGCAGUGAAGUUGUGAGUCCGUGUACAUCAACAGCUGACACCGUCUGUUCACCCAUCACAAGAAUUAAGACUACACUAUUCACAAUAACAAGAACAACAACUUCUCAGCCUGUCUCAAAACCAGACAUGACUCUGACGUCAUUCAGACCACCCAGGACCUCACCAGGGGGUUUGCCCACUCUGCAGCACGUCCCUACUCUAGUGUGUGCUGUAUUAGCCAUCAACGUCUUCAUCAUACUGCUUGCUUUCUUGAUACACAGGAAAUGGAGAAGAGGUCAGUGCAUAAAAAUGUGUCUUUACAGAGGAGCAGCUGCUGAAAACCACGUCCUCUCUCCCAUCCCCUACUUGGUUAGUGAAGACCAUCCAGAGGACGUUCUGAGUGACAAGAUCCAAUCAGCAUCUUUGCAGGGGGUUCUGGACAAUCUAGAUGUUUUGGAAGAGUUGGUUAUCUUGCUGGAUCCAGAAACCCCGGGAAUAAAGAACACCAAGCAUCUUGCUUCUCUCUGCUCCUUCCCUUCCCCCUGGGUGAACUACGUGUACUCUAUGAAGGACAGCAAGAGCCCCCUGAAGGCCGUGCUUGAGCGGCUCAUCAGCAGUCACCCCGACUGGACAGUAGGACACCUGGCCAGGCUGCUCAAGGAAAUUAAACGCAAUGACGCCAUCGCUGUACUAAACUCAGGCCUAGCCCCCAGGCCGGGCGGCUAUUUUUAAAUAGGAGGAAGAAAGAAAAAAAAAAAACAAUUUUCAAAUAUCACAAGUUCUACGGACAGUAACUGAAAUAACAGAACUUUUGCAGUUAUUGAAGUUGUUGCAAAAGGCCUGAGUUGGAUACUCGCUUUAAGCAAAUAAGAUAAUAAUUCUGGUGUUCCCUGAUUUGGAAAUGUGUAAUACAAAAUAAUGUUUUCGUUAAAGAAAAGGAAAAUUGGAUAAAUUAAAUGCUACUUUGAUUUAAAGCCUGAUUCAAACUCACUCAUCUAAUCUCCCAUAACAAAACUUCUUUCUUCCUUUAACAGUCUGCAUUUAAGAACAUAAACUUGCAGUUUUUUUUAGUGGUAUCUGAGAUCCUCUCUUUAAAUAUUUUUUAACAAAAUAUAUUUUUGUAUUUUUGAUUUACAAAAAACAUCCUAUGUAAUUAUUUAGUCCACUAUUGCAUUGUAUACCUUUUACCUCUGUAAUAUGAAUUACUA